CACCUGACCGGAGACAAGUCCUGGCAUUCCGUGGAGGCAAUGUAAGCAUUCCGGGACAAACGUCGUCGACAGCACAUUAAGGAGGAACAACUUGAAAUUACCAUAAAGACCGCAGAGGUCGGGGAGAGCAGGGAGCGGGAAGCGGGGAGCGGAAAGAGGGAAGCGGAGGGCGGAGCGGUAAGAGAUGCGGUCGCUUAACAAGUCGGCGGGCGAGGAGGAGCUGACUGGCCUCAAUGGCAACUCCAGCGACUCCAUCUAUACCAUCAAGAACAAGUGGAUCACCGACUGGAGCCUCAGAAAGGAGCGUGAUAAGCUGUGCAGCGUCCUUUUUAAGCGAGUCCUGACCCACACGGAGUGCAAGCGUCUUUUGGAGGCCGCCAAGAUCUAUGGCGAGAGCAGUGACUUUAGUUCCUGGUCGGUCAAUGAUCAGCUACAAUGGUACCGGAACUUCGAUGUCAACAAUACGAACCUUUUGCUGGGCGUGCGAAAUCACUCCUUGGAUGGCGGUUCCACCAUGUCGGAAUCCAAUUCCGACUCGGAGAUCCUCGGACCUGUGCUGCCUCCAUUUGCCCUGUGGCAGACGAUACUGAUUGCCAUUUGCCUGGCCAUCUGCAUCAUUCUGACGGUGGGCGGUAAUAUCCUGGUGCUACUGGCCUUUAUCGUGGACAGGAAUAUCCGGCAGCCGAGUAACUACUUCAUUGCCUCGCUGGCAGCCACGGAUAUGCUGAUAGGAACCGUUUCGAUGCCCUUCUACACGAUAUACGUGCUGAAGGGCUACUGGGACCUGGGUCCGAUGCUCUGCGACCUCUGGCUCUCCGUGGACUACACGGUCUGUCUGGUGUCCCAGUACACGGUGCUGCUGAUCACCAUAGAUCGCUACUGCUCGGUGAAGAUCGCCGCCAAGUACCGGAGUUGGAGGACGCGAACGCGGGUUAUCUACAUGGUGACGAUCACCUGGAUCAUACCCGCCCUGCUCUUCUUCAUCUCGAUCUUUGGGUGGGAGCACUUCACCGGCAAGCGGGACCUGCUGCCCGGCCAGUGUGCCGUUCAGUUUCUCAAGGAUCCGAUCUUCAAUACGGCCCUAAUCAUCGGCUACUACUGGACCACGCUGAUCGUGCUCUUCGUUCUUUAUGCUGGUAUAUACAAAACCGCCUACGAUAUGCAGAAGCGCAGUGAGGCCAAGCAGCGGAAGAUGCAGUCCAUGGUGGCCCUGAGUGCAGGUGCGAUGUCCGGGAUGGCAGGACAUGCGGCGGGCAUCGGGGUGAUCGAGGAGAAGAUCCUGAAGACGAAGGUGGAGCUAGCGGGCGGGGAUCAGACCGAUUUGGAUAGUGCCUGCACCACUGUGAUCAAGCGGCUGAGUGGUUCGGGUCAGGCGAAUCCCCUGGCCGCCGCUACGGAAAUGGAGGUGGAGAAGAUGACGCCGGAACAGCGGCGAGCUUCGGCGGCCAAAAUCCAGGAGGAGGCGAAGAAACGUGAGGCGGCCGUGGAUGCGGAGAAGAGCGAACGUAGCAGCAGUCCUGCCUUUGAUUCCGAUGAGGAGUCAUCCGUCAAUCAGGCCCAGCAGCUGAUCACCCAGCAGAAGCUGAACAACAUGCGCAAGCGAUCCUCGAUUGGCCUGGUCUUUGGGGCACAGGCCGCCCUGCUGGCCACGCGGGGCAAAGGUAACUUGCAGAAGAGCACCACCAACUCCAAGUCCAUCGAGGCCAUGCACCAGUACCACCACCACCAACAGCACCACCACCACCACAGCCAGAGUCCGUUGCAGCGGGCGCAGAGCAAGGAAGAGGUGCGCUCCCUGCACCACCAUCAGCAGAAUCAGCACCACCAUCAGAACCAAAACCAAAGUCCCGCACCGCUGGACCGGCCCAAACGCACCUCCUGCUCCCAACUGUCCCAGAUAGCCGAGCAUGAUCGCUUGGUUGACCUCUCGUCGACCUCUCCUGCCCUGAUCAGUGAUCCCCUGUCCCCCGUCGAUUUGGCACCCAUUGAGGUGCCCAGCGAUGAGGUGCAUCAGGGUCUGGUGCAGACCAUCCUGCCGCCCCCCGACGCCUUCCAGUGCCCCACCCCGCUGUCCGAGGACUAUUCGGACCGUCCCUUUGGCAACAGCUCGGGCAAUAGCGAGCUGGCCUUGACCUAUGACCUGAUGACCAACUCGGAGCUGCGCUACAUGGACGAGAGCUCCAUGGCCAUGGUGUCGAAUGCCAAUACGACGAACUCCCCGAACGACAGUGCCCCGGGCGGGAAGCCACCUCCAGUCCUGCCUCCACCACCGCCCGCCCGCCGAAAUCCACCAAAACCAAACCUGAAUCAAAGCCACAGUCAAAACCAGAGUCCCAGCCAAAGUCAAAGUCAAAGCCUGAGCCUGAGCCUCAAUCUGAACCCAAAUCACAACCAGAGCCAAAGUCAGAGUCUCGAGGAGGCGGUGGCCAUUGAAAAACGUCUUCUCGUCUCGUACACAGGCAUCGAGGACUUUGCCAAGGUCAGGCGGGAGAGCUGCAUCGAGGCCAUCUGCCUGCUGGAUGUGCCCGGGAAGCAGGCGGCCGACUGCCCACAUCGCCGGGCCUCCAGUCCCAUGGAGACGAGCAGCAAGGAUGCGAUACUCUACUCCCCGAUGCCACCGAGGCCCCUCUCGCCCAAGGUCAAAACGGCGACCACGCCCCAGUCGUCGGCGGCAGCAACUCCUCCGCCGCCGCCGCCGCCGGCGAUCCUGGAACGCAUCGAGGAGCGGGAGGCGUCGGAUAGUAACACCAACAAGAUGGCCUCCACCUCGGGCACCACCAGCGGUGCAGGCGAAAGCGAGGCCAGGAAGGACGACGCCCAGGAGGCGGAGGAGGCGGCAGCCAGGGAGGAGAAGGCGGGUCUGGGGGCCAGCCGGAACUCCAGCAAGCGGGCCUUCAUCCACUCGAUAGGCAAGCACUUCAAGAGCAAGAAGGCCCUGCCUUUGAUCCUCGGCGUGGGCGGGAGGCAGAAGUCAAAGUCCGAGAAUCGUGCCCGCAAAGCGUUCCGCACGAUCUCGUUCAUUUUGGGCUGCUUCGUGGCCUGCUGGACACCCUACCAUGUGCUGGCCCUCGUCGAGGGUUUCUGCCGGCAUCCGCCCUGCAUCAAUGAGCACCUCUACAUGUUCUCGUACUUCCUGUGCUACGCCAACAGCCCCAUGAAUCCCUUUUGCUACGCUUUGGCCAACCAGCAGUUCAAGAAGACCUUCACGCGCAUCCUCAAGGGGGAUCUGCACAUGACCUAAGCUGGUUUAGGAUCUAGUUUUCUUUUAGUUGCCGGUGGUUGAGCUCUGAUCUCUGAUGGAUUUCUGUUUGGCACUGCUCUUAAGCUGAGAGGACCAGGCUUUUGUGAGCCCCGAGAGCCUGGCGCCUACGAAACUUCCCAAAAAUACCAAUCCAAAAACCUCCUUAGGCCCUUAAGUUUUCUAUACAUAUUCAACCCAACCAAAGUGCUCCGCUAAAUGGAAAAUCCUCAGGGUAUCUCGGCCACCUGCGAAGUAUUAGAACCGAAAACAUAUUAAAUUCAAAAUUUAAUCGGUGAGAAAGAGUUAUUUGUAAGUAGCCAAAGGUGUGUGCAAUAGUUAGAAUCGUUUGGGGGGGAUUAAAAGCAGGCUAUCUGGUUUGGGAUCUAGAGUGGCACUAAGUGGGGCGAAAUGUUUUAGACAAUAAAUAUUUUAAUGUUAAUAACCAAUCUAUGAUAACCACGCAGAAUACAUAUAUUAUGAUAGCUAAUAAUAUACCAUAUAAAGUGAAGUAAGCCUAAGCAUAUACACAUUUACCGAGACUAGAAGCCACACAAACCGUAACACUCAAACAUAUCCCUAUAUUCCGCAGAAAAUAUCAAUCAAGAGCAGACAUAUUAAAGCCCUUU
Molecule: messenger RNA, 3867 nt
Organism: Drosophila takahashii
Lineage: Eukaryota; Metazoa; Arthropoda; Insecta; Diptera; Drosophilidae
Gene: mAChR-B
Product: muscarinic acetylcholine receptor
Biological process (GO): synaptic transmission, cholinergic; G protein-coupled receptor signaling pathway, coupled to cyclic nucleotide second messenger
Cellular component (GO): plasma membrane; dendrite
Molecular function (GO): neurotransmitter receptor activity; G protein-coupled serotonin receptor activity
Source: RefSeq, a predicted model, not a curated record